AUGCUGUCCAAACGUAACGCCAAAUACUACAACAACAACAUAGACGUUUCGGACUACAGGAACGACUUGUUCAAAUGCAAAGCGCAGAUGGAGAGCUCUAAGCUGGUUGUCAACAAGCUGUAUGAACUGCAAGAGAUCUGUGACAAGGAACUCACUGCUUUAGACCUUCUCUCUUUCUGCCGACAAAUAGCAAUGGGGAUGGAGUUCCUAGCUGCCAACAGAGUGGUCCACAGAGAUUUAGCCGCCAGAAACAUUCUGGUGACAGCAGACAGGACUUUGAAAAUAGCAGACUUUGGUCUUUCAAGGGAUGUCUACGAAGAGAACCAGUACAAACAGAAGGGUAACGGAAAGAUGCCCAUUCGCUGGUCGUUCGGCGUGGUGGUAUGGGAGGUGGCGACGGUGGGCGGCUCUCCAUACGCCGCAGUGCCGGCCGCGCGGCUGCCGCGACUGCUGCGGGCAGGGUACCGCAUGCCCAAACCUAAUAACUGCAGUCCGCAGCUGCCGACCUUCGCGGACCUGCACCAUCGCCUCGACGAGCUACUGAACAGUGCGUGCGCCAACCAGUACCUGUCGCUAGAGAUUGAUGCAGACGACGCACCGCCCACGCCCAAACAUCAUCGGUACAUUAAAAUGCUUAUGAGAGGCAAGCGCGCAUGGUCCCGUGGCGAAACGUACGAGCGUCCGCUGAAAGCGCCGCAAAGCAACCACUACACCUCGCCGCCAGACUCAUUCAGCACGCAGCCCGCCUCCUGACCUGCUCUCAAUACCUGAAAACGAAUACCCGGUAAUCUCGCAAAGUUAACAUAAUACUUUAAACUGUGUACUUAAUGAGACAUCUAUCUCCUAUUCAAACGCUUGAAAGUCUCG
Spodoptera exigua (beet armyworm) is the source of this 867-nucleotide messenger RNA. The record is from the annotation of a GenBank genome assembly. Lineage: Eukaryota; Metazoa; Arthropoda; Insecta; Lepidoptera; Noctuidae.